Hirsutella rhossiliensis is the source of this 465-nucleotide messenger RNA. Its product is annotated as copper/zinc superoxide dismutase (SODC) domain-containing protein. Lineage: Eukaryota; Fungi; Ascomycota; Sordariomycetes; Hypocreales; Ophiocordycipitaceae. The transcript has 5 exons. The record is from RefSeq and is a predicted model, not a curated record. Bases 1 to 465 code for a protein of 154 amino acids. Gene Ontology annotation, molecular function: superoxide dismutase activity; copper ion binding. Gene Ontology annotation, biological process: removal of superoxide radicals.
AUGGUCAAGGCAGUCUGCGUUCUCCGCGGCGAUGCAAAUGUCGGCGGCACCGUCAUCUUCGAGCAGGAGUCCGAGUCUGCGCCCACCACGAUCACCUACAACAUCACGGGCAACGACGCCAAUGCCGAGCGUGGCUUCCACAUCCACACCUUUGGCGACAACACCAACGGCUGCACCUCGGCCGGCCCUCACUUCAACCCCUUCAACCAGCAACACGGCGCUCCCAAUGCCGACGUUCGCCAUGUCGGCGACAUGGGCAAUGUCAAGACUGAUGGCAACGGCGUCGCCAGUGGCACCCUGAAAGACCCGCAGAUCAAGCUCAUUGGCCCUCACAGCGUCGUUGGCCGCACCGUCGUCAUCCAUGACGGUACCGACGACCUCGGCAAGGGAGGCCACGAGCAGUCUCUUGCGACUGGCAAUGCCGGCGGUCGGCCCGCUUGCGGUGUCAUUGGCAUUUCCGGCUAA